AUGGAGAGGGCCGGCCCCGGCUGCGCGCGGCCGCAACAGCAGUGGGACCAGGACUCGGUCGAAGCGUGGCUGGACGAUCACUGGGACUUUACCUUCUCUUACUUUGUUAGGAAAGGCACCAGAGAAAUGGUCAAUGCAUGGUUUGCUGAGAGAGUUCACACCAUCCCUGUGUGCAAGGAAGGAAUCAAAGGCCACACGGAAUCCUGCUCUUGCCCCUUUCAGCCAAGUACCCGUGCAGAGAGCAGUGUCCCUGGAACACCAACCAGGAAGAUCUCUGCCUCCGAAUUCGAUCGGCCGCUUAGACCCAUUGUUAUCAAGGAUUCUGAGGGGACUGUGAGCUUCCUCUCUGACUCAGACAAGAAGGAACAGAUGCCUCUAACCUCCCCACGGUUUGAUAAUGAUGAAGGGGACCAGUGCUCGAGACUCUUGGAAUUAGUGAAAGAUAUUUCUAGUCACUUGGAUGUCACAGCCUUAUGUCACAAAAUUUUCUUGCAUAUCCAUGGACUUAUCUCCGCCGACCGCUACUCCUUAUUCCUCGUCUGUGAGGACAGCUCCAACGACAAGUUUCUUAUCAGCCGCCUCUUUGAUGUUGCAGAAGGUUCAACACUGGAAGAAGCUUCGAAUAACUGUAUCCGCUUAGAGUGGAACAAAGGCAUCGUGGGACACGUGGCCGCUCUUGGCGAGCCCUUGAACAUCAAGGACGCCUAUGAGGAUCCUCGAUUCAAUGCAGAAGUUGACCAAAUUACAGGCUACAAGACACACAGUAUUCUUUGUAUGCCAAUUAAGAAUCAUAGGGAAGAGGUUGUUGGUGUAGCGCAGGCCAUCAACAAGAAAUCAGGAAAUGGUGGGACAUUCACUGAAAAAGAUGAAAAGGACUUUGCUGCUUACUUGGCAUUUUGUGGAAUUGUUCUUCAUAAUGCUCAACUCUAUGAGACUUCACUGCUGGAAAACAAGAGAAACCAGGUGCUGCUUGACCUUGCUAGCUUAAUUUUUGAAGAACAACAAUCAUUAGAAGUAAUUCUAAAGAAAAUAGCUGCCACUAUUAUCUCUUUCAUGCAGGUGCAGAAAUGCACCAUUUUCAUAGUGGAUGAAGAUUGCUCCGAUUCUUUCUCUAGCGUGUUUCACAUGGAGUGUGAGGAAUUAGAAAAAUCGUCGGAUACUUUAACACGGGAACGUGAUGCAAACAGAAUCAAUUACAUGUAUGCUCAGUAUGUCAAAAAUACUAUGGAACCACUUAAUAUUCCAGAUGUCAGUAAGGACAAAAGAUUUCCCUGGACAAAUGAAAACAUGGGAAAUGUAAACCAGCAGUGCAUUAGAAGUUUGCUUUGUACACCUAUAAAAAAUGGAAAGAAGAACAAAGUGAUAGGGGUUUGCCAACUUGUUAAUAAGAUGGAGGAAACCACUGGCAAAGUUAAGCCUUUCAACCGAAACGAUGAACAGUUUCUGGAAGCUUUCGUCAUCUUUUGUGGCUUGGGGAUCCAGAACACGCAGAUGUACGAAGCGGUGGAGAGAGCCAUGGCCAAGCAAAUGGUCACGUUAGAGGUUCUGUCUUAUCAUGCUUCAGCUGCAGAGGAAGAGACCAGAGAGCUCCAGUCCUUAGCGGCUGCUGUGGUGCCAUCUGCCCAGACCCUUAAAAUCACCGACUUCGGCUUCAGCGACUUCGAGCUGUCCGACCUGGACACAGCGCUGUGCACAAUCCGGAUGUUCACGGACCUCAACCUCGUGCAGAGCUUCCAGAUGAAACAUGAGGUCCUUUGCAGGUGGAUUUUAAGUGUGAAGAAGAACUAUCGGAAGAACGUCGCCUAUCAUAAUUGGAGACAUGCCUUCAAUACGGCUCAGUGCAUGUUUGCUGCACUAAAAGCAGGCAAAAUUCAGAACAGGCUGACGGACCUGGAGAUACUCGCACUGCUGAUUGCUGCCUUAAGCCAUGAUCUGGAUCACCGCGGUGUCAAUAACUCUUACAUACAGCGAAGUGAACACCCACUUGCUCAGCUGUACUGCCAUUCAAUCAUGGAGCACCAUCACUUUGAUCAGUGCCUGAUGAUCCUUAAUAGUCCUGGCAAUCAGAUUCUCAGUGGCCUCUCCAUUGAAGAAUAUAAGACCACGCUGAAGAUAAUCAAGCAAGCUAUUUUAGCUACAGACCUAGCACUGUACAUAAAGAGACGAGGAGAAUUUUUUGAACUUAUAAGAAAAAAUCAAUUCAACUUGGAAGAUCCUCAUCAAAAGGAGUUGUUUUUAGCGAUGCUGAUGACAGCUUGUGAUCUUUCUGCAAUUACAAAACCCUGGCCUAUUCAACAACGGAUAGCAGAACUUGUUGCCACUGAAUUUUUUGACCAAGGAGACAGAGAGAGAAAAGAACUCAACAUAGAACCCACUGAUCUAAUGAACCGGGAGAAAAAAAACAAAAUCCCAAGUAUGCAAGUUGGAUUCAUAGAUGCCAUCUGCUUGCAACUGUAUGAGGCCUUGACCCAUGUGUCGGGGGACUGUUUCCCUUUGCUGGAUGGCUGCAGAAAGAACAGGCAGAAAUGGCAGGCCCUUGCAGAACAGCAGGAGAAGACACUGAUCAAUGGUGAAAGCAGCCAGACCAAGCGGAACUGA
Messenger RNA from Rangifer tarandus platyrhynchus (Svalbard reindeer), 2598 nucleotides. The record is from the annotation of a GenBank genome assembly. Lineage: Eukaryota; Metazoa; Chordata; Mammalia; Artiodactyla; Cervidae.